Molecule: messenger RNA, 11896 nt
Organism: Phalaenopsis equestris
Lineage: Eukaryota; Viridiplantae; Streptophyta; Magnoliopsida; Asparagales; Orchidaceae
Product: E3 ubiquitin-protein ligase UPL2-like
Exons: 17
Coding region: 408-11444 (3678 amino acids)
Biological process (GO): positive regulation of protein catabolic process; proteasome-mediated ubiquitin-dependent protein catabolic process; protein polyubiquitination
Molecular function (GO): protein binding; ubiquitin-protein transferase activity
Source: RefSeq, a predicted model, not a curated record
UGAUUUUAACGAUUUCACUACCAACCCUAACCCUAGAUCCUUGAACCAAUCUAGCAUAAAAACAAUCCGGGCGACACGAGAGGCAUAUAUGAUCCCCUAAUCCCCCAAACCUCUAACCCAGUUUCCACCGAUUUGCUUCGGCCGAGUUUGCCGACUUAUUGCCCCUUCGGCUCCAAUAAGUAUCCCCGGCCUUUGUUGGGUAGCAAUCGAUCUCUUCGACCUCUUACCCCCUACCUUCUUUUUCUCGUCUCGUGGCGUUCUUCCUUCUCGCCUUCCAGUCUUCCUCCCGUCAAACCGUUUCGGAUGUUUUUUUCCUCACAUCACCGCUCCUCGGCAACUGCUUCUUGCUUUAAUCAAUACCCAGGUCUUCGUGAGAAGAGAACUGUAGAAAGUUGGAAGGGAACUAUAUGAUGGCGGGCCUCAGGUCAAAUUUUCCCUUGCGUCUCCAGCAGAUAUUAUCUGCUGGGCGGCCUGUCUCCCCAGCACUCAAAUUGGAGUCUGAGCCCCCAGCAAAAGUCAAAGCAUUCAUUGAUCGAGUGAUUAAAAGUCCAUUACAUGAUAUAGCCAUACCCCUUUCAGGCUUUCGGUGGGAGUACAAUAAGGGAAACUUUCAUCAUUGGAGACCACUUUUUAUUCAUUUUGAUACUUAUUUCAAGACAUACAUUUCUUCUAGGAAGGAUCUUCUUCUUUCUGACGUUAGCUUUGAUGAAGACCCCUUUCCCAAACAAUCUGUUUUACAAAUCUUGAGAGUCAUGCAGAUAAUUUUGGAGAAUUGCCACAACAAGAGCUCAUUUAGUGGUUUAGAGCAUUUCAAUCUUCUACUUGCAUCGACUGAUCCAGACAUCAUCAUAGCCACGCUUGAAACUCUUUCCGCGUUGGUGAAGAUAAACCUUUCCAAGCUACAUGGUAGUGGGAAGUUGAUCAGCUGUGGCUCUUUGAACAGCCAUCUUCUCUCUAUGGCCCAAGGAUGGGGCAGCAAAGAGGAAGGCUUGGGUUUAUAUUCAUGCAUCGUGGCAAAUGAAGGAAACCAGCAAGAGGGCUUAAGCUUGUUUCCAUCAGAUGUGGAAAACGAACGUGAUGCAACACAGUGUCGACUGGGUUCAACCCUACAUUUUGAAUUUAGCACAUCUGUUCCCCUAAAUGCGGCAUUGACAAGUGAGAAGAGCAACAUGUCUAAACUCCAUGUAAUAAACCUUCCCGAUUUGCAUAUGCAGAAGGAGGACGAUCUAGUGAUAUUGAAGGACUGCAUUGAACAGUUCAAUGUGCCUCCUGAACAUCGGUUCUCAUUGCUGACAAGGAUCAGAUAUGCACGGGCAUUCCGCUCACCUAGAAUGUGUAGACUAUUUAGCAGGAUCUGUAUUCUUGCUUUCAUUGUCUUAGUGCAGUCCAAUGAUGCCCAUGAUGAACUUGUCUCUUUUUUUGCAAAUGAACCUGAAUAUACGAAUGAGUUGAUCCGACUUGUUCGGUCUGAAGAGUCUAUUCCAGCAACCAUAAGAGCACUUGCCAUGCUUGCCUUGGGUGCACAGCUUGCAGCAUAUGCAUCGUCUCAUGAAAGAGCCAGGAUAUUGAGUGGUUCAAGCAUUAUAUCUGCUGGAGGAAAUCGUAUGGUUCUGCUGAGCGUACUUCAGAAAGCCAUUGCUUCACUCAGUAAUCUUAGUGAUCCAUCAUCUCCAUUAUUUGUUGAUGCUCUCUUGCAGUUUUUUCUACUUCACGUGUUAUCUUCUUCAAGUUCAAGCAGUGCCCUUAGAGUAUCUGGAAUGGUUCCGCCACUCCUACCACUUGUAACAGAUAGUGAUCCUGCCCAUAUGCAUCUUGUGAGUUCGGCAGUGAAGACGCUUCAAAAGUUGAUGGAGUAUAGUAGCACUGCGGUAUCAAUAUUUAAAGAUAAUGGUGGUGUAGAACUAUUGUCUGAGAGGUUGCGAAUUGAAGUAGAUAAAAUUAUUGGUACGGUUGAUGAGAGUAGCAGUGCUAUGGUUAUUGGUGAUUCUUUUAGACAUGAUGAUGAUUACUUGUACUCUCAAAAGAGGCUUAUUAAAAUGUUACUUAAAGCAUUGGGUUCUGCUACUUACUCUCAAGGAAAUCCUGCAAGAUCCCAUAAUGCCAAUAAUAAUCCUUUGCCUGUUUCCUUAUCGCUAAUAUUUCGCCAUGUGAACAAAUUUGGAGGUGACAUAUAUUUUUCGGCUGUUACAGUUAUGAGUGAAAUCAUACACAAGGAUCCUACAUGCUUCCAUAUUCUGGAUGAAGCUGGUCUUCCUGAUUCUUUCUUGUCAUCGGUGGUUUCCGGGAUCUUGCCUACUUCCAAAGCACUUGUUUGUGUUCCCAGUGGACUUGGUGCCAUUUGUCUUAACAAUAAAGGACUUGAAGCAGUCAAAGAAACAACUGCUUUGCGGUUUCUGGUGGAUACAUUUACAAGCAGGAAAUAUUUAGUAGCUAUGAAUGAAGGUGUUGUUCUUUUAGCAAAUGCCGUGGAGGAGUUGUUACGGCAUGUAUCAUCACUUAGAAGUACUGGUGUUGAAAUUAUAAUUGAAGUCAUUACGAAACUUGCUUCUUUAGGUGAAGAUAAAUGUGCUGAUCCUUCUGAGGUGACAGAUGAGAAUACACCAAUGGAAACAGAUUCUGAAGAAAAAACAAAUGAAGGUCAUGAUUUGGUCAGUGCAAUGGAUUUUGCUGUUGAUGGUGUCAGUGAUGAGCAGUUCGGUCAGCUAUCUAUUUUUCAUGUGAUGGUACUUGUUCAUAGGACCAUGGAGAACUCUGAAACAUGUCGUUUAUUUGUGGAGAAGGGAGGGAUCGAAGCUCUUCUAAAACUUCUACUGCGGCCAAGCAUUACACAGUCACCUGAAGGCAUGCCUAUUGCAUUGCACAGCACUGUUGUUUUUAAGGGUUUCACUCAGCAUCAUUCAAUUCCUCUGGCACAAGCCUUUUGUUCCUCUCUUAGGGAACAUCUUAAGAGAGCUUUAAGCGGAUUUAAAUGCAUGGCUGGCUCAUGCUUAUUGUCUCGAGAAACUGCUGCUGACAGCGAGAUUUCUUCCUCUCUAUUUGUUGUUGAAUUUCUAUUGUUCCUAGCUGCUUCUAAAGAUAACCGGUGGAUAAGUACUUUGCUUACGGAAUUUGGAGAUUCAAACAAGGAUGUCUUGGAAGAUAUUGGGAAGCUCCACAGAGAAGUUCUUUGGCAGAUUGCAUUGCUUGAAGAUUCAAAUUUUGAUAACGAGUUUGAAAGCUCUUCUUCUUUAAAUGAUGUGCAGAGGACAGAUUCAAGCACGAAUGAAGCGGAUGAACAAAGGUUUAAUUCCUUCAGGCAGUAUUUAGAUCCAUUAUUAAGGAGGAGAGUUUCUGGUUGGAAUAUUGAAUCUCAAUUCUCUGAUCUUAUAAGCAUAUAUAGGGAUCUUGGGCGUGCUGCUGGUGGCUCACGAAGAAUUGGUUCAGAAAGCCACUUUGCUUCACGAUUUACUUCCAACAUGCAACCAUCUAUAGGAAACUCUACCGAUGCUAGUACCAGUGGCAAAAGUGAAGAUGAGAAGCAAAAGUCUUAUUAUUCUUCCUGUCGUGAUAUGAUGCGUUCACUUUCUUAUCAUGUGAACCUUCUAUUCAUGGAGUUGGGAAAAGCAAUGUUUCUCGUAUCUCGCCGCGAGAACAACCCUGGAGUUUUACCCUCUUCAGUCAUAUCUGUUGCCACUGCAAUCACCUCAAUCAUGCUGGAUCAUUUGAAUUUCAGUGGGUAUGUCAGCCCUUCCGAGUCUGAUGUUUCCAUAUCUACCAAAUGCCGAUAUCUGGGUAAGGUGAUCGACUUUGUUGAUGGAGUAAUAACUGACAGGCCAGAGUCCUGCAAUCCUAUCAUGGUUACUUGUCUGUAUACCUGUGGGGUUUUUCAGGCUAUCUUAACAACUUUUGAAGCAACUAGUCAAUUGCCCUUUACACUUAAUAGGAUGCCAGCUUCCCCAAUGGAGACUGAUCAUGCAAGCAUAAAACUAGAUAAGGAAGAAGCUGAUAAUACUUGGAUUUAUGGGCCAUUGUCAAGCUACUGUGUGCUGAUGGAUCAUCUUGUGACAUCAUCUUUCAUUUUGUCUUCCUCUACAAAGCAGUUACUCGAUCAACCUUUGGCAAGUGGUAGUAUCCCAUAUCCACAGGAUGCUGAAUCAUUUGUAAAAGUGCUACAGUCAAAAGUAUUGAAGGCAGUGCUUCCCAUCUGGACUCAUCCUCAUUUUGCUGAAUGUAAUAUGGAGUUCAUUAGUGCAGUGUUCUCUAUCAUGAAGCAUGUUAUAUCUGGUAUUGAGGUUAGAAAUGCUAGUGGAACUGGCACACGGACUGCUGGCCCUCCUCCUGAUGAAUCAACUAUAUCAAUGAUUGUAGAAAUGGGUUUUUCCCGUGCCAGGGCUGAAGAGGCUCUCAGACAAGCAGGAACUAAUAGUGUUGAAAUAGCUACAGAUUGGCUUUUCUCUCACCCAGAAGAACCACAAGAAGAUGCUGAGCUUGCCCGGGCUCUAGCCAUGUCUCUUGGAAGUUCAGAUUCAUCUUCGAAGGAAGUUGAAGUGACAGAUGCUAAUAGUCUUGACAACGGAGAGGAAGCAACUCUGUUACCUGAUGUUGAUGACUUGUUGUUGAAUUGUUUGAGACUUUUAAAGGUAAAGGAGUCAUCAGCAUUUGCUGUUCGGGAUCUGCUUCUUAUGAUUUGUUCCCAAAGUGAUGGUCAAAACCGGUCAAAAGUUCUCAAUUUUGUCAUCAAUCAUGUGAAAAGUUGCACUAGCACCUCUAUUCAUGCCAGUGGCCCAACAUUAUCUUCCCUUUUUCAUCUACUUGCCUUGAUUCUUCAUGAAGAUAUAGCUGCACGAGAAGUUGCAGCCAAGGCAGGUUUGGUAAAAAUCUCUUUAGAUAUUCUCUCAGACUGGGAUCGGAGUUUGUAUGGUGAUCAAAAACUCCAUGUGCCAAAGUGGGUGACUGCAUGUUUUCUUUCCAUAGAUCGAAUGCUGCAGGUUGAACCAAAAUUGACUCCAGAGGCCCUUGAAUUAGAUCAGUUGAAGCAGAACAACUCUUCAACACGAACUCCUGUUUUGAUCGAUGAAACCAGAAAAAAAGAUUUUUCUUCUUCUUUAGGUCUUGUUUCUGGAGAUUUGGAUAAACAUGAUAAAAAAAGACUCCUGGAGAUAUUAUGCAGAUGUAUAAAGCACCAAUUGCCUUCUGAAACUAUGCAUGUGGCACUUCAGCUGUGUGCCACCCUAACUAAAGUUCAUUCUGUUGCUGUUAAUUUUCUUGAAUCUGGAGGUUUGCAUGCUUUGCUUAGUUUGCCAACUAGCAGUCUAUUUUCAGGGUUCAACACUGUGGCAACAGCAAUUAUCCGUCACAUUCUUGAAGAUCCUCACACACUGCAGCAAGCCAUGGAGCUAGAGAUCCGUCACUGUCUUGCGACAGCCACAAAUAGACAUUCAAAUUCUAGAUUGACGCCUCGUAAUUUUGUUCAGACUUUGGCCCUUGUCAUUGCCCGGGAUUCUACUGUAUUCAUGCAAGCUGCUCAGGCUGUCUGCCAGAUUGAAAUGGUAGGCGAUAGACCUUAUGUUGUUCUUCUAAAAGACCGUGAGAAAGAGAAAUCUAAGGACAAGGAGAAAGCAGCAGAGAAAGAGAAGCAGACAGUUACAGAAUCUAAGGGUACUUCUGGGGAUGUGAGCACAGUGGCUCCUAGCUGCGCUCACAGUAAAAUGCAAGAUUCAAGUACAAAAAAUGCCAAGAUCCAUAAAAAAUCGGCCCACAGUUUUACCAGUGUGAUUGAGCAUCUCUUGGAUGUACUUAUUGCAUUUACUCCUUCAAAAGUUGAUGAUACUUUCAGUGGCUCGCUUGGUACCUCGCCAUCAGAAAUGGACAUUGAUUCUAGUUUGGCUAAGGGUAAAGGAAAAGCAGUCGCACUUCCGUCUGAAGAUAGCAAAACUAUUAAUGAGGAAGCUUCAGCUUCUCUUGCCAAGGCUGUUUUUGUCCUGAAGUUGUUGACAGAAAUACUUUUGACUUACACGCCAUCCAUACAUGUUCUGCUUCGCAGGGAUGCUGAACUUAGUACCAGCCGUAGUUCUCUAAAAGGGCUACCUUUUAAUAGUGGUGGGGGAAUCUUUUAUCAUAUCAUUCACAGUUUCCUCCCAUAUCCGGGAAUCCAAAAGAAGGACAAGAAAGCUGAUGGAGAUUGGAGGCAAAAAUUAGCAACCAGAGCUAGCCAAUUUUUGGUGGCCUCUUCCGUUCGCUCUUCAGAAGGGCGUAAAAGAGUAUUUUGUGAGAUCAGCAACGUCUUUAAUGACUUUGUCAGUGUUGCUGGUGGUUGCAAAGCUCCUGAUUCAAGUAUGCAUUGUUUUGUUGAUCUGCUUAAUGAUAUUCUUUCUGCACGGUCACCUACGGGUUCUCAUAUUUCCGCAGAGGCAUCACUAACUUUUAUUGAUGUUGGUCUGGUUCACUCGCUGACUAGAACACUUGACGUUUUGGACUUGGAUCAUCCUGAUUCAUCAAAAAUAGUCACCGGAGUUGUCAAGGCAUUGGAACUGGUGACGAAAGAAUAUGUUCAUUCAGCUGAUAAUGAUUCUUCUAAGGGUGGCACUUCAUUGAAUCAUACUUCUGAUCAAAUUCAAGGAGAUUCUUCUAAUAAUGAUGGAGAUAGAUUCCAGUCGUUAGAAACUAUUUUGCAGCCUGAACGUAGUGAAGCAGCUGUGGAGCAUAUGGAGCCUUUUGAUUCAGUUCAUACUUCUAGAAGCUCUGAUGAUAUGGAUCACGAACGGGAUAUGGAUGGAAAUUUUGCACGUGAAACAGAGGAUGAUUUUAUGCAUGAAACUUCCGAGGAUGGUGGGGUCUUAGAGAAUGGCAUUUCAACUGUUGAAAUUACGUUUGAACUGCCACACAAUGCUGGUGAUGAUGUUGGCGACGAAGAUGAGGAUGAGGAUAUGUCUGAAGAUGAUGAUGGGGAUGAAGUUGAGGACGAUGAAGAUGAAGAUGAAGAUGAGGAUGAGGAUGAGAAUAAUGAUUUGGAGGAAGAUGAUGUCCAGAUGAUGCAUCCUGACACUGAUCAUGAUGACCAUGAGAUUGACGAAGAAUUUGAUGAGGAUGUUUUGGAGGAAGAAGAGGAGGAUGAUGAAGAUGAUGGUGUUAUACUGAGGUUAGAAGAGGGUGUUAAUGGGAUGAAUGUGUUUGAUCACAUUGAGGUUUUCAGUGGCGGCAAUAGUUUUCCUCGUGGAACACUUCUUCUUGGAAGACGCCAAGAGUUCGUUUCAUCAUCGUCUAAUCGCUUGGGUAGAGCCAAUGACCAUAGUGUUAACCCAGAACACCCACUGUUGGAAGAACCAUCUUCGUUAUUGGCUCAUCGAAGAAACUCUGAAAAUACUGUAGAUAUGGCUUUCUCAGAUAGGCGUCAGGAUAAUAAUUCAUCACGUAUGGAUGCUAUUUUCCGAACAUUGCGGAGUGGAAGGCACGGUCAUCGUUUCAGCAUGUGGUUGGAUGAUAACCAUCAUCGUAGCAACUCUAGUGUGCCUUCAGUUCCAGAAGGCAUAGAGGAGUUACUAAUAUCCCGGUUGAGGCGUCCCACUGCAGAUCAACCUUCAACUCAGGAUGAAUCUCUAUCUCUACCUCAAGGAAAGGAUGUGCCCCAUCAGUUGGAGAAUUCAGAAUCUGGCGCAGGAGAAGCACCUGCAAUGGAAAGUGGAAAUAACGGCAAUAUGAUAGUCUCAUCACCUGUUUCACUGGUAGAUUUUUCGGGAAAUGCUCAUGAUGGAUCUGGUGCUACAGAUAUAAACCAAGAAAGAGAAACAUCUGGUACAAAUGAACAAGUUAGUGAUAUGCAAUAUGAGCGCAGUGAUGCAGUUGUGCGAGACGUGGAGGCUGUGAGCCAAGCGAGCAGUGGGAGCGGAGCCACCUUAGGAGAAAGUCUUCGGAGCUUGGAAGUGGAAAUAGGAAGUGUGGAUGGUCAUGAUGACGGUGAACGUCAAGGACCAACUGAGAGGAUUCCUUUAGGUGAUUUGCAGCCAGCCAAUAGGGCAAGAAGAUCAUCAGGGAUCACUGCGCCUGUAAUUGGCAGAGAUGCAUCUUUGGAAUGUGUUAGUGAGAUUCCACAACAUCCUCAGGAAGCUGAUCAAAAUGCUUUGCAGGAGGAGAACCAACUUAACAGAACUGUAGAUUCAGAAUCAAUUGAUCCUACAUUCUUAGAGGCUCUUCCUGAGGAAUUACGAGCUGAAGUACUUUCUUCACGGCAGAAUCAGGUAGGUCAGACAUCAGGUGAGCAAUCUCAAGCAGAUGGAGAUAUUGAUCCUGAAUUUCUUGCUGCUUUGCCACCUGAUAUCCGGGAAGAAGUACUAGCACAACAGCGUGCACAACGUCGGAGUCAGUCUCAUGAAUUGGAAGGGCAACCUGUGGAAAUGGAUGCAGUUUCAAUAAUUGCUACUUUUCCCUCAGAAAUACGUGAAGAGGUGCUUCUGACCUCUCCUGAUACUCUAUUGGCCACUCUAACACCUGCACUUGUUGCCGAAGCCAAUAUGCUACGUGAGAGGUUUGCACAUAGGUAUCAUAGUAGUGCACUCCUUGGUAUGCAGUCUAGAUCUAGGCGUGGUGAGUCCUCUAGACGUGGUGACCUGGUUGGAUCGAACACGGAACGGAAUGCUGUUGAGUCUGUUUCACGCAGGUCUGCAGUUAAUAAACUUCUUGAAGCAGCUGGAGCCCCGUUAGUGGACACAGUUGCCCUGAAAGCCUUGGUUAGGUUACUUCGUGUUGUUCAGCCCCUCUAUAAAGGUCAAUUUCAGAGGCUUCUCUUAAAUCUGUGUGCCCAUCAGAAAACCAGAACAUCUUUGGUGCAAAUUCUGAUGGAUAUGCUGAUGCUUGACUUGCGAGGAUCAAAUAAUCUUACAGCCGAUGACAUUGAUCCACCAUUUCGUCUGUUUGGCUGCCAGAGCUAUAUUAUGUAUUCACGGCCUCAAUUCUCAGAUGGGGUGCCACCUCUUGUUUCUCGACGUCUUCUAGAAACUCUGACAUUCUUGGCCCGGAACCAUCAAUAUGUGGCAAAACUCUUACUUCAUCAUGAGGUGUCAGGUCCGAGAGCAUCCGAAGUCGGCAAAUCCAAUCAAGAUCGUGGCAAAGCUAUCAUGGAAGAAGAUAAACCUGAAGACAUCAUUGGGAAGAGAGACUUUUCCAUUGUUGUGCUGCUUAGGCUGUUGAAUCAGCCAUUAUAUAUGAGGAGUGUAGCUCAUCUUGAGCAGCUCUUAAAUCUUCUUGAAGUCAUCAUGAUCCAUGCGGAGGGUGAUGCUGUUCUUCCCAAACAAUCGGCAGGGCCUUCUGAGCAACCAUUGAUCUCAGAGGGUGCCAUGCAAGAUAUACAUGUGAAUAACGAUGCACCUUCUGUGCAACCAUCUGGUUUAGCGAGUAGCACACAGAAGGUGCAGGUUGAUAGUGCUUCUGCUUCUGCUGCUAUUGGGGAUGGGUGCUCUUCGAAGGUUGAUAACAGUGAGCAGGAUCCACGUGCUGUUCUUCUUGGUCUUCCACAGACGGAACUCCAGCUUCUGUGCUCUUUGUUGGCUCGAGAAGGGCUGUCAGAUAAUGCAUAUGUUCUUGUGGCUGAGGUUUUGAAAAGGCUAGUUGCAGUUGUUCCAACUUUUUGUCAUCUGUUUAUAGUGGAGCUAGCAAAGUCAAUGCAUAACUUGGUUUCAUCUGGAAUGAAUGAGCUGCAUCUUUAUGGAGAUGCUGAGAAGGCACUUCUUGCCUCCUCAUCCUCCAGUGGGACUGCCAUCUUAAGGGUUUUGCAGGCAUUGAGCUCUUUAGUUUCUGCAUUGCAUGACAAGAAGGAUCCCCAGCUCCUAUCUGAAAAAGAAUAUGCAAAUGCUCUUUCACAGGUGUUAGAUAUAAAUGCAUCAUUGGAAUCUCUAUGGUUGGAACUCAGCAGCUGUAUUAGCAAACUCGAGACUUCAUCUGAAUCCACUGCGGAUGUGGAUGUAAUUGCGGGAAACUCUGCAUUGACAAAUGCGGGCUCAUCAUCUCCGCUUCCAGCCGGUACUCAGAACAUUUUGCCCUAUAUUGAGUCUUUCUUUGUUACAUGCGAAAAGCUGCAUCCUGGGCAAUCGGAUGUAAAUCAAGAUUUUGCAGCUGUGACAAACUCUGACCUAGAUGAUGCUUCUACCAGUGGUCAAAAAGCAAGUGGGUUUUCCCUGAAAGUUGAUGAAAAGUUGAAUGCUUUUGUUAAGUUCUCUGAGAAGCAUAGGAAGUUGUUGAAUUCCUUUAUUCGCCAAAAUCCUGGACUACUUGAGAAGUCAUUUUCUCUCAUGCUGAAAGUACCUCGCUUUAUUGACUUUGACAACAAAAGAGCUCACUUUCGUUCAAAAAUUAAGCACCAACAUGAUCAUCAUCAUCCUUCGGUGAGAGUUUCAGUCAGAAGAGCCUACAUUCUUGAAGAUUCUUAUAAUCAGCUACGGAUGCGACCGCCUCAGGAUUUGAAAAGCAGGCUCACUGUUCAUUUCCAGGGGGAGGAGGGUAUUGAUGCUGGAGGCCUAACAAGGGAAUGGUAUCAACUUUUGUCCCGUGUUAUUUUUGACAAAAAUGCCUUGCUUUUCACAACUGUGGGUAAUGACUCAACCUUCCAGCCAAAUCCCAACUCUGUUUAUCAAACAGAGCAUCUCUCUUACUUCAAGUUUGUUGGUCGAGUGGUUGGUAAGGCUUUGUUUGAUGGUCAACUUUUAGAUGUCCAUUUCACUCGAUCUUUCUACAAACACAUGCUGGGGGUGAAAGUCACCUAUCAUGAUAUUGAAGCUAUAGAUCCUGGUUAUUACAAAAAUUUGAAGUGGAUGCUGGAGAAUGAUAUAAGUGAUGUUUUGGAUCUCACUUUUACCAUGGACGCUGAUGAAGAGAAGCUGAUAUUAUAUGAGAGGGCAGAGGUUACCGACUGUGAGUUGAUUCCUGGUGGUCGAAAUAUUAGAGUUACUGAAGAAAACAAGCGUGAGUAUGUUGACUGUGUUGUGGAACAUCGCCUUACAACAGCUAUUAGGCCGCAAAUAAAUGCAUUUUUGGAAGGAUUUAAUGAAUUGAUAUCUCGUGAUCUAAUAUCCAUCUUUAAUGAUAAAGAGUUGGAGUUAUUGAUUAGUGGCCUUCCUGAUAUUGAUUUGGAUGACUUGAGAGCAAAUACAGAAUAUUCUGGUUAUAGUAAUGCAUCACCAAUCAUUCAAUGGUUUUGGGAGGUGCUUCUGGCUUUCAGCAAGGAGGACAAAGCACGAUUCCUUCAGUUUGUGACUGGCACCUCGAAGGUUCCUUUGGAAGGAUUUAGUGCAUUACAAGGCAUAUCGGGUCCUCAGAGAUUUCAAAUCCACAAGGCCUAUGGCAGCACUAAUCACCUGCCUUCAGCACACACAUGCUUCAAUCAGCUCGAUUUGCCUGAGUAUUCUGCCAAAGAACAGCUACAGGAGAGGUUGCUAUUGGCCAUUCAUGAAGGGAGUGAGGGAUUUGGAUUCGGUUAAGUUUCAGCGGGCAUCAGCGAGCUGCUCGACUCUGUACAUAAAGUAUAGGAUGCAAGCAAGAAUGAUUCAGAAGAGGUCAUCAUAAUGGAAUCCCUAAAACAAUCUAACCGACCCUCUCUCUCUAUUUUUUCGAAGAAACAAAAGGGUUUUUUGUGGGAGGUUGGAGCAGCAGGCUUCAAUCAUGACCAGCAUUCAUAGUGUGUUCUGAUUGCAUUGAAGGGUUGGGAUUCUUGGAUCAAGUGGCAGGCUUCAAGACCUUGAUGCUCUGUUUGGGUAUCAGCACAUAUAUUUACAUACAUUGCUUUUAUGUAAAUGUUAUAAUCUUGAUUUUGGUUAAUAUCAUUGUAGACCUUGCUUGUCCUUUACUUUAUGUCAUUAAUAACAUUGUGCUUGAACAAUUUUCAGCCUAGAUGAUGAUUUUAGCGAACGUAUGGAAUUCUUUUUACUAUUCA